Pygoscelis adeliae (Adelie penguin) is the source of this 1036-nucleotide messenger RNA. Its product is annotated as low density lipoprotein receptor adapter protein 1-like. Bases 354 to 926 code for a protein of 190 amino acids. The transcript is spliced from 7 exons. Lineage: Eukaryota; Metazoa; Chordata; Aves; Sphenisciformes; Spheniscidae. The record is from RefSeq and is a predicted model, not a curated record.
CUUAAGUGGGUGAGAUGAAUGCAGUACAGUGCAGUGCACGUCCUGCUUGUAGUGAAAUAGACGAGACCUGAAAAUGCAAGUUUUUUGCAGAUAGCACUUAACACUACAGCAUCUGAGGCCCUAUGCAGAUAUGCAGGAGCUUACUAUCUGUGCUCACAGAGCCUGUACCUCCAGGGAUGGAGGACUAAAGGGUCUUUGAGGGUGAACUGUCCUCUCAUUCUGUUCCUCUUCCAAGAAUGUCACAGAGCCAGGAGAGUGCCCUGCUGAGUGCAGGUAGCAGCACUGCUGCUGGGAGCAGUGAAGCUGCGACAAGGUAGGGUGGCUCUGCUGGGACUAGCCACAGGGCCGCUGGCAUGUGGCUUAUGCUGCUAAGGGAUUUUGUCUUUGCAGAGCUUCCUGAGAGCUGGGCGGAUAUGCAGGAGCCACUGCUUGAGGGGAUGUGCUUCACACUCAAGUAUCUAGGCAUGACGCUGGUAGAAAAACCCAAAGGAGAAGACAUGGCUGCUGCUGCCAUCCGCAGGAUUGUUGCCACGGCACGGGUGGGAGCUCGCAAGUUCCAGAAGGUGAUUCUGACAGUGUCUCCGAGGGGCAUCUCGCUGCAGGAUGCAGACACAAAGGAGGUGGUUGAGAACAUCUCCAUCUACAGGAUCUCCUACUGCACAACAGACAAGCUGCAGAACAAAGUCUUUGCUUAUGUUGCCCAAAGCCAGGAGAGUGGGGCACUGGAGUGCCAUGCCUUCCUCUCACCCAAGAAGAAGAUUGCCCAGGCUGUGACUCUGACCGUGGCCCAGGCCUUCCAGAUGGCACUGGAUCUCUGGGAAGCAGCACAUGCAGGCUCUAGGCAGGAACAGCCCCUUCACCCUUCAUGUGUCUUGGAGAGCAGUGAGCCCAGCAGACCAAGAGGAGGAAGAGGAGGAGGAAGAUGAUAAUGUCGGUGAAACCUUAUCUGGCAGGCCUUGCUUGGGGUAUGAUGAGUGCUCUGUUCUCUUCCAAAGCAGCAUGGAGGAGCUGGGGAGAGGAGUCCACAACCCAGCAG